AUGAGCUGGUCUUUGUUUUGGAUCUGCUGCUGGUGCAUUCUGCCAAAUGACGGGAGGACAGAGCGCAACUUUGAGAUUGCUCUUGAUGAGAUCAGCGUGACUAAUCUCGAUCCGGAGUUGAUGGAAAACUUGGAGUUUCAACUGACCCAGAUAAAUAAUCGCAGUUACAUCGACGCUCAAAUGACAUUGAAGCAUAAUCUCAAGGAGUGGAAUGUACGUAACACUCUGGAGUUUUGGAAGCCAAACAAGCAGAAAAUCAAAGUGUAUGAUGUACAAUUUGAGGGGUGUUCUAUUCUGGAAGCUGGAACUAAGAGUCGCUUGUUGAAAAUUUUCGCAAAAGGUAUUAGGAAACACUCAAAUCUAAGCUGUCCCUUCCAAGCGGACUUCAAUUAUACGUUAAAUAAACUGUUCUUUGAUGAGCAGGAUUUUCCUCCGUUCGUACCGAUAGCCCCAUUUCUAUGUCUCUUAGAAUUUUCAACCAAACAGCGACUAAGUGCACGUCUCACAAUACACGGCAAAACUACAGCAAAACCUUAA
Molecule: messenger RNA, 537 nt
Organism: Drosophila obscura
Lineage: Eukaryota; Metazoa; Arthropoda; Insecta; Diptera; Drosophilidae
Exons: 2
Coding region: 1-537 (178 amino acids)
Source: RefSeq, a predicted model, not a curated record